Molecule: messenger RNA, 1644 nt
Organism: Aspergillus caelatus
Lineage: Eukaryota; Fungi; Ascomycota; Eurotiomycetes; Eurotiales; Aspergillaceae
Gene: nbp35
Product: Fe-S cluster-binding ATPase
Exons: 2
Coding region: 57-1034 (325 amino acids)
Biological process (GO): iron-sulfur cluster assembly
Cellular component (GO): cytosol
Molecular function (GO): ATP binding; ATP-dependent FeS chaperone activity; 4 iron, 4 sulfur cluster binding
Source: RefSeq, a predicted model, not a curated record
UAUAUAUAUAUAUAUAUAUAUAUAUAAAAGCAAUAGCUGGGGAAUAAUAUCACAUUAUGUCGCCAAGUCUAGUUGCUCCAGAGCCAGAGCACUGCCCUGGCCCUGAGUCGGAGCAGGCAGGCCAAGGUGAUGCCUGCGCUGGAUGCCCCAAUCAACAGAUCUGUGCCUCUGCCCCGAAGGGUCCCGAUCCUGAUAUUCCCAUCAUCCAAGAGAGACUCUCCCAGGUCCGACACAAGAUCCUUGUAUUAUCCGGGAAAGGUGGGGUUGGCAAAUCGACCUUUUCCUCUCUCCUCGCGCAUGCGUUCUCAGCGAAUCCCGACUCGAUGGUUGGCUUGAUGGACACCGAUAUCACUGGACCUUCGAUUCCAAAGCUGAUGGGGGUGGAAUCGGAGACAAUCCACGUGAGCAACGCAGGCUGGAGUCCGGUGUGGGUGACAGACAACCUAGGCGCAAUGAGCGUGCAGUUCAUGCUACCCAAUCGGGAUGAUGCAGUGAUCUGGAGAGGGCCAAAGAAGAAUGGUCUGAUCAAACAGUUCCUAAAGGAUGUGGACUGGGGUGAGCUGGACUAUCUCAUUAUUGACACACCACCGGGCACCUCGGAUGAACAUCUGUCUGUCAACUCUCUCCUGAAGGACUCCGGAGUUGACGGUGCUGUCGUUGUCACUACACCACAGGAGGUAUCCCUAUUAGAUGUUAGGAAAGAGAUCGACUUCUGCCGCAAGGCCGGUAUUCGAGUCUUGGGGUUAGUUGAGAACAUGAGUGGCUUUGUCUGCAAGAACUGCAACACUGAAAGCCAAAUUUUCCGGGCCACGACGGGCGGUGGUAAGCGGUUAGCGAAGAAAAUGGGCAUCCCGUUCCUAGGGGCGGUCCCUCUCGAUCCCAGAAUCGGAAUGGCCUGUGACUACGGCGAAAGCUUUGUAGAUGGCUUCCCAGAUAGCCCGGCGGCAAAGGCGAUCAAACAGGUGGUGCGCGCGGUCGGACAGUUGGUUGGAGAAGACCCUGAUACUGUGCUACCGGAUGAUACAGCAGAGUGAUGAUUGCAAUUUUCUCUUUCUGGGUCCAUCUUUUGUUUUCAAGCGUGAUUGCAUUGGGGGUUAAAACUGUUCGAGACUUUGGCGUUUCUUUGGCAUACAAAUGAUUGAUACCACUGCAGAUCAUUCGAGGUUAUCUAAAUAGCAUUAUGAGUAUUUAAUGCGUUUUGCUUAGUGAGCAUCAGUUUCCAAACCAGUGGCGCUCCCAGUUCGUAUCGUGCCGUAUAAUGCGUUGUACACAGUCAAGAGCCAAGCCUUAAAAUGGUGCAGCGCUGAAAUCUAGGGACAAGUCGGUUCCCGUCCCUAAUGAUUAACCCACACAGUAAUACUCCACCAGGGAUUUCUCAGGGCUGCCACCUGCCUCAUGAGGAGAGAAUCGGCACUGCCAAGCAUGACUAUACUAGCAAAAUCGUUAUGUAUAAAUUGGGUACCCUGUUGAUCGACGUUACCCAAACUAUAGAUAAUUCUUGGCCCUGGUUAGAAGGUGAAAUCCCACUUCUUGACGUCCCCAAGCUUCCUUGUGAGUAAAAAAUGGGAAUCGACUCGUCUUUGGUGUCCAAAUUCUAGCGACCGUUGAUUGGGCAGGUCUUCGAAAAGGACUGUCCGCUGUUCA